CCAAGACUUAACACCGGAAGUAGCUUUGUGAACAUUGCCUUAGCAGCACAGCAAUUUGUAGGCUAGCUAUGAGUCAUUUGAACCAGAUGAUGUCAUCUUAUGUUAUGUCCGUGUUAUCAUUAACACUAACCAGUCAAGUUCGAAGACCGUUGUCUGAUUGUGACUUGAGCUGUCAAAUAUGGCAUAUGAGGAAGAGAGAACUCAGAAAAACCUGACAGAGGAUCCUGACAGACAAAUCCUCAUAGAUGAGAUGAAACAAGAAACUAGCCAAAACAUUUGCCAGCACUUCCAAUUGGGCAGAUGUCAUUUUGGAGACAGAUGUCGACUGUCUCACAGUGUGCUUGACGUCCCUCAAACCACAUACUCAGAGGAAGAUGAUACAGAAAAGCAGAGCAAGAUCCGAAAAAAUGGAAAAGAGACUCAUGCAGAAAAGCAGCAUCUAGAGACUGAGAAGGAAGGGUGUAAGAAGAAGCCACGCAUGCGUACAGCCGAUGAAGUCAUCUCCAGAAUUAUAUGGGACUCCUCAGUGGACCCAGCUGAUUUUAUAGUCGGUCACCUGGACCGUUUCCUUGGGGUGCUGGAACGCCCAUUCUCUGACUUCUCAUGGGACUCUCAGGUAUGUGACUGUGAUUUUUCUGAGGAGCUGGCUCUCCCUCGUCACAGGAUACAAUACUUCAACUACAAAGGCCAGCGGGUGUGGGAUAGAGACAGUCGCACUGACAGGGUGUUCGGCUCCACGGGCCAGACUAUUUUGCCUCCUUUUGGCAGUGAGGAACCGCAACAAGACCAUUUAACAACUGACACUGGACAACAUGAAGAGUCCAUCAACACAGGAGAUGUUUCAAAUGACCUAGAGCAAGUGACAGAGUUUUCUGAAGAACAGGAUGAUGUUGUAACUUCAGUUACAACAACAAACAAUAAACAAGAGCUGGGAGAUGCCGUAGAUCGCUCAUUUACCGAAAAUGCUGAGAAAGGAACCAGUGAUGACGUCUUACUUUUGCAAAAACAAUCUGCACCAGAAGACAAAAAGAUGGCAGCUACUGAAGAACUCCGUUUGAAUCAGUUGGCAAAGGAGUUAUCCAUCACGCCAAAAAAAGAACAGACUGAAAUAGUGGAAGAAUGGAAGGACAGCUGGGAUGGAGUGAGUGGUUCAGAAGCAGAGCUGGUAUCAUUCAUUCUGCCAAAACCACUUUUUAGACGUCCACCACCAAACAGACCCACACACUUCAUCUGCUUCCGCGUGGACUCUCCCGCUGCUCUCCUGGCCUUCCAGCGCAUUCAGAAAACGGUUCUAUCCCGCCUCCCUCAGUCAGAGCCGCUAUGGGUGGACCCUGCAACUUUACACGUCACUCUUUCCUUACUUGUCCUGAAGGGCCCAGAGGAAGUCCGCACUGCUGCUGAGCUCCUGCGUACCACAAUCAGAAACUCCCACAAACCCCCUAUUUCUGUGUCUUUCACUCCAAAACUAAGGCACUUUAAUGGGACUGUUCUCCAUGUGACCCCACAACCCCUGUUCGAUGUCCAGUGCCUGAAUUCCCCUCUCCAAGAAGCCUUCAAGGAGAAGGGCUGGCUACACCGCCAUUCCCGAUGCCCGACGUACCAUCUCACCCUGGCCAAAUCUCGGGAGCCCAUGACAGAGAAGAUGUUUGAAGGGAUAGGGACUGUUAAACUGGCCAAAGAUGUCAACUUCGGCAAGCUAGAAGUAAAUAAACUCUAUCUUUGUGUGAUCGGUCAUACCAACACAGAGAACGGUUUCUAUCAGGUUGUAUGUGUUGUGCAGCUGCCCAAUGUGUGAAAGCGCCUGGUUAUGUAUCAUCUGAACUUAGGGAUGAUGGUUAUUAAUUACAUCAAAUACCUGAUGUAUUUUAAAUCAGGAAGUCAGUAUAAUGACUUCUAUGAUCUUAAUUAUGUGCGCCUAAUUUCACUCAUAUAUAUCUAUAGAUGCAGAACUAUCCCAAAGCAUGACUGCUUAUUUUAAAUUUAAUAGUUGCAAAGACAAUGAAUGAAAGCA
Sinocyclocheilus rhinocerous is the source of this 2011-nucleotide messenger RNA. RefSeq names its product leukocyte receptor cluster (LRC) member 9 (gene leng9). The transcript is spliced from 8 exons. The record is from RefSeq and is a predicted model, not a curated record. Bases 179 to 1795 code for a protein of 538 amino acids. NCBI's taxonomy places the organism in Eukaryota, Metazoa, Chordata, Actinopteri, Cypriniformes, Cyprinidae. Gene Ontology annotation, molecular function: metal ion binding.